This is a messenger RNA of Bipolaris zeicola 26-R-13, 498 nucleotides long. RefSeq lists its product as uncharacterized. NCBI's taxonomy places the organism in Eukaryota, Fungi, Ascomycota, Dothideomycetes, Pleosporales, Pleosporaceae. The transcript is spliced from 2 exons. The record is from RefSeq and is a predicted model, not a curated record. Bases 1 to 498 code for a protein of 165 amino acids.
AUGAACAAUGCUCGAGUAACCCGGUCGCUAUGGAGGCAAGCAGCGAUGCACACAAGACCAGCAGUACGAGUUUCGCGAAGAAAUCUCGCAACUGAGACACAACCUCCGCUGCCACCGCCGCCACGCAAAGAGCCAUCGCGAGUAGGCGCAUACUACGGCACCUUCGGUUCCCCACUCCUCAAAUGCUUCCUCGGCGCCCUCUUCACAUACCAACUCGCCUACUACCUCUGGUACAAGCUCGAAACCGUCGAAGAACGGCACGAAACGCGCUUGGAAAUUGCUGAGUUGCAGCAAGAACUAAAGCAAGCGCUCGAGAAGCAGAGUCAGGCGGCGCAGGAAAAGUGGGACAGGGCAGCAGAGGUGUUGCAGAGGGAGAAGCAUGAGUUAGGGGAGGCGGUGGACGCCGUGGUCGAAGAGGUGAGGGAGGGGGCGGAUGAGGUGGGGAGGGGGACCAGGGCGGUGGGGAAGGUUGCGGGUGGGGGUUGGUGGCCUUGGUAA